CACAGGUAAACACACCCGGGCAGGGCGGCUCACGGCGGGCAGGGCGGCUCACCGCAGACAGGCGGCUCUUCUCGUUUCAAAAACAGCAUAAGCUAAGUGUCACUCAAGCCAGGAUUACACAGCUAAUGCGAAGAGCCCGACGAGCCCGCACUGUCAAACCCUGUGCUUGGAUUAGCUCAUGUUGAAGCAAUGUCAAUGAUAUGCGCUUAGAUGAUAUGAAUAACAAAGCCAUUACAAAAAGAAGACUUUCGGUAUCACCACAAAUUAAGGCCAGUCUGUCCAUCGGGGGAUGGGGGGGUCUCGGGGUGGUGCUGUUCCUCAUCACCUUCGGACCCUUUGCCAUAUUCUACCUGGCCUUCUACAUCCUCUGCUUCAUUGGAGGCGGCUUCGCGGUGACCCUGCUCUAUGGGAAGAUCAACUCAGAGAAGCACCUGGAGAGGAGCGAGCACUCCUACCUGCCCCCCAUGCAGACGGGCAUCCAGAAGGUCAACACCCCUUCAUGUACCUUGGAUGAGUUUAAGCUGGACCUGAAGCCUAUCAAGAUUGACAGGAGGUUGACGGGCUCCAGUUUCAUAGAUGAGCCACUCCAACAGGUGAUUCAGUAUGCAUUGAGAGACUACAUCCAGUACUGGUACUACACCCUGAGUGAGGAUGAAUCCUUCCUGCUGGAGAUCAGGCAGACUCUGCAAAACGCCCUGGUCCAGUUCUCUACACGGUCCAAGGAGGUGGACUGGCAGCCUUACUUUACUACCCGCCUGGUGGACGACUUCGCCACUCACCUGCGCGUCUUCAGGAAAGCCCAGGACCGGCUGGGGGACCGAGAGGACAAGCAGAGGGACAUGACGGACGAGCUGGUGGACUCGUUCUUCGAGGCGGAGGUGGAGCUGGAGAGGAAGAUUUGCCGAGACGUGGUGUGCACGUCGCGCAAAGACGAAGAGGGUUUCCUGCGGGACCUGUGUGAAGUGCUGCUCUAUCUGCUACUACCUCCCGGAGACUUCCACAACAAGAACAUGAGAUACUUCCUGCGGGAGGUGCUGGCACGGGGCGUUCUCCUGCCCCUCAUCAACCAGCUGAGUGACCCCGACUACAUCAAUCAGUUUGUCAUCUGGAUGAUCCGUGACUCCAGCUGUAACUACGAGGCGUUCAUGAACAUCCUUAGGCUGACCGACCGGCCGCCAGAGCUGGAGGCCGUCAAGGACAAGGUGCUGGAGGAGCUGCAGUACCUCCGCUCCCUGGACACGGCUGGAGACGACAUCAACGUGAUUAAGAAUCAGAUCAACAGUCUGCUGUUUGUGAGGAAGAUCUGUGAGACCAGGAUACAGAGGCUACAAUCCGGCAAGGAAGUAGAUGCACUGAAGCUGGCCGCCAACUUUGGGAAGCUGUGCAUCAUUCCCUUGGAUCACAUCCUGGUGCACAACAUAGCUCUGCAGUUCUUUAUGGACUACAUGCAGGCGGUGGGAGCGCAGGCGGAGCUGUUCUUCUGGCUGACGGUGGAGGGCUACCGGGUGACGGCGCAGCAGCAGCUGGAGGUGAUGCAUGCCUGGCAGCGCGACGGCAAGAAGCAAACCAGCAGCACUACAAAGGGCUUGCUGAAGGCAGCCGCGCAGGGCGUGUUCGAGCAGUACCUCUCGGAGAAGGCCUCCCCAAGGGUGCAGGUGGACGAGGCCUUUGUGAUCAAACUGGGGGAGAAGCUGCUGAAGGAGGACCCCACGGCGGAAAUCUUUGAUGAAGUCCAGAGAAAGGUGUACGACAUGAUGCUGCGUGAUGAGCGCUACUACCCGUCCUUCAAGCAGAGCCCGCUGUACGUGCGCAUGCUGGCCGAACUGGACAUGCUGAAGGAGCCCAGCUACCGGGGCUCGGACGACGGCGACGGAGAAUCCUUCAACGGCUCACCCACGGGAAGCAUUAACCUGUCUUUGGAUGACCUGUCCAACUCCUGCCAUGAUGACACUAUGCAAAUCCAUGCCUUCAUCUCUGAUACAGCUGAUCCUCCUCUCCCUGGCUUCUGGGGUGCCUCAGGGGUGUGCAACGACCACGGCAAGACGUACGCGCUGUACGCCAUAACCGUGUUCCGCCGCAACAACGACGGCAGCGAGGACUGCUGGAAGACCUACCGGCGCUACUCCGACUUCCACGACUUCCACAUGAGGAUCACCGAGCAGUGUUCGCUGCAGUACGAGAACCUGACGUCUAUCCUGCGGCUGCCUGGGAAGAAGACAUUCAACAACAUGGACCGGGACUUCCUGGAGAAGAGGAAAAAGGACCUCAACGCUUACCUCCAGUUACUGAUAAACCCAGAGAUGGUGAAAGCCUGCCCUACUCUGCUGCCCCACGUCUACGACUUCCUAGAGAACAAGGCCUACAACAAGGGCAAAGGAGACUUCGCACGCAAGAUGGACACGUUUGUGAACCCGCUGCGGAGCUCCAUGAGGAACGUGUCCAACGUGGUGAAGGCCUUACCCGACAGCCUGGCUGAGGGAAUGAACAAGGUCUCCGACAACAUGGGACGCAUGUCGGAGCGUCUGGGCCAGGACAUCAAGCAGUCCAUAUUCAAGGUCCCUCCACUUCUCCCCAAGUCGGAUAUCGACCCCGAGCACUGCCGCGUGCUGGCCCAGCUCGACGACAACGUGGACGACAACAUCCCUCUGCGCGUGAUGCUGCUGCUGAUGGACGAGGUGUUUGACCUGAAGGAGAAAAACCAGUGGCUGCGAAGGAACAUCAAGAACCUGCUGCAGCAGCUCAUCAGGGCCACGUAUGGAGACACCAUCAACAGGAAGAUCGUGGACCACGUGGACUUCAUGACCUCACCGGAGCAAGUGGCAGACUACGUCAAGAAGUUCAGGGACUCUUACUGGCCCAAUGGGAUCCUGGCAGAGAGCCCGCCCACCCGGGACAAGGGGACCCGCAUGAGGACCCGUGUCGCGGCAAAGACCAACCUGCUGGGCAUCAUGCCAGACGAGCUUAAGCACAUCAUCGGCGCGGAUACCACCCGGAAAGGCAUCCUGCGCGUCUUCGACAUGUUCCAGCACCAGCCCAUGAACCGCCGGCUGGUCUACGUCUUCCUGGAGAGCUUCCUUGAGACCAUGUUCCCGCAGUACAAGUUCCCUGAGCUCUUUGUCAAGCUGCACUCACGCUCGCCCCGCACCCACCGCUACAGCCAGAAACUUAAGAGCACCGCCCUCAAGAGGUGACAGGAGAGAGGUGGAGAUGGAGGGGGGGAUGGGCCACCGGGCAGCAGAAUCCCAAGGCGUGGAGGCGUACGAGAUGGGCACGUCGCAAGCGUGCACAUGUAGACCACCACCAUAAACAAACACAGAUAGACUCAAGAACAACCACGAUGAAGAGUGAAGCGAUUGGGGGAAGCGAGGUGUGUGUGUGUGUGUGUGUGUGUGUGUGUGUGUGUGUGUGUGUGUGUGUGUGUGUGUGUGUGUGUGUGUGUGUGUGUGUGUGUGUGUGUGUGUGUGUGUGUGUGUCCAUUCUCUGGACCUCUCUUGGUCUCCCAUCGACACUCCUCACCAUGGUUCUUCACUCCAUCCAGCUGAGACUUUAGAAAGACUGAAAUGACCGGGAACAAGUCGACACUCGCACACUGCCCUCCUGACACACAAACACGAACAUGUUUGUAUGAUCUUCUGUUUGGACCUUUUAUUUAGGUGUUUAGCUUUAGCUGGCCCAGGCCGUGCCGAGCCCCCCUUCCUGGUCCAGAGAGCAGACCACAUACUGUUGAUGUUGGACGGUUUGUUUCUAACCUGCAGUGUAGCCCGCAUUGACCCUCACCUUGCCUUACCCUCCUGCUUCUCUCGGCUUGCAUAUAGACGGAUUAAGCUCUCAUUCAUUUGUUUGACCUUUAUGUGUUGAGGAAGAUUGAGCGAAUAAUCACUUGGGUUUUAGAUAAUUGUGUAUAUUACAUAAUCGCAUAUUUAGAAAACUGAUUUUGUCAGUUGCACUGGUUCAAAAGGACACGUCUUGUUUUUUAAUGUGACUAAACUCUCUCUGCAUCAACCUAAUUCUAAAGAGUUAGUCAGAGGCUUCCAGGCCUUUCCAGACUGUAAGAAUGCCCCAUUCAACACUACUGUCAAACUAACAAAGCACCUGCGCACACACACUCACCUGCAUACACACGCACACAAGCAGACGAUACUCCAAACACUACUGUCCUCCAUAUCAGUUUUCAUGUGGGGUUAAAAGGUUAAUCCACGAUGCACUGUUCACCUUUAACCCUUUCCAUUAAAAGGGUUAAAUCUAUACUGUGGUGUUGGCGGCCCUCUGGCUUUGAAAAGUGUACUACUUUAGUAUAAUGUUUAAGAGAAUGUACUUUGGUCUGGUCUGUACUUUGUUCAUUGAGAGCGUUGUGUGUCUGUAUGAACGUGCGUGCGUGUACGUUUGUAGCAUGAUGAACUCUUUUCAGUCCGAAACUGUGCCAGUGUAUGCUAGUGAGCCAGCCUUAAAACGCUUUAUUAUAUUAGUGACCAAGACGUAGCUCUCCUUGACACACACACACACACACACACACACACACACACACACACACACACACACACACACACACACACACACACACACACACACACACACACACACACACACACAAAUGGAGUGAUACAAGGAAACAGAUUUAUCCCUAAUUAAUCACUUUUUUUUUUGUGCAAUAUUUUUCUUCAGUGCAUGUAUAUUUGAAUAAUUGGGUACUGAAAAAAAGUUUGAGCAUACUUCUAGAGAUUAGCAGGUCAAAAGUAAAUCAAAUCAAACAAUCAAUCCAACAACUUACAUUCCGUUGUUGUAAAAGGACUUCUUCAAUUAAACGACCUGUAACUAUGUUUUUAUGGUUUUUACUUUGUUUUGUUUUUAUUUUUUGGGGGGGUUACAUGACUAGCUCUUAAGCCAAGGCCAGACUUGGCCUAGAACAAAUUUACUAGAUGUUCACUGAAAUGUGGCUACCUGUCAGAGGCGCUCUCCUCCAAUGGAAUCGCAGGAAUGACACUUCCUAUGACCUCAUUGAAUCGCUGCUUAAAGCAGCACAGGAGGGAGUAGUGGGCAGGAUGUGUGACUACCUGCCUAGACUGUACCGGAACCCUCCCUACCCAUCUGCUGGGAUUGGCUUGCACUGAGCAGCCCUGUUGGACUUUAAUUGGCUUGAGACGAAGAGAACUUUUGAACCUCUUGCCCUUUAAGAGCUGAAUAUCUGUCCCCAUACUCGAUGCAGUGACUUCCCCUUUGUGUCCCUGUCUGUCCAUAAAGGAACUUGUCAUGCUUUUGUUUUUUAAAUUCCCAAUGUAUAUGAAUCUAUGAUGAUAAAAAAGUGUGCAUAUGUGUACAGUAUGUGUUAAUAGUGUGCCUAAAUGUACUGUCAAUUCUAUUUUCAUAUUUUUCCUUAUCUACAAAAAAAUGAAUCAAAGUCAUGGUAAUUUUAAGCGACUGAAGAGGAUUUAAGGGUGUUUUUUUUUUCCGCAUCAUGCAUAUCAAACUGCUACUUUUGGUGCAGCCGUGCUCAGAUCAGUAUAACACUAAUAAAACAGUAACUGAGACUAACUGA
Molecule: messenger RNA, 5533 nt
Organism: Gadus morhua (Atlantic cod)
Lineage: Eukaryota; Metazoa; Chordata; Actinopteri; Gadiformes; Gadidae
Gene: snx13
Product: sorting nexin 13
Exons: 26
Coding region: 201-3191 (996 amino acids)
Cellular component (GO): early endosome
Molecular function (GO): phosphatidylinositol binding
Source: RefSeq, a predicted model, not a curated record